AUAAUGAUCAGGAAUCAAAGGUAAAAUUCAAAAUGGUUAGUCCGAAUAUCCUCUUCAUCACGGCAUUUCUAUUGUUUACGAUAUGCUGUAACAAUAACAUCGUGGCAGGAGAUGAUUCCCCUUGUUGGCGAUUGAACGGACGGUGCCAGUAUACCAGUGAAAGAUGUGACAGGUACAACAGCGCCCCCUUGUGUGGCGGGCCCAACAACAGACAAUGUUGUGUCAGUGGAGCCGACAGACUCUGCUGGAAUAAAUACCAUUACGGAAUUUGUCAAGACACAAAAUACGGCUGCCGUGGUGGUUAUGAUGGCGCAAACUUGUGUGGAGGAGGAUACUCUAGACAAUGCUGUAGAAGACUAUAGUUAUCCAUGAGCUUUGUUGUGUAAACUGACAAAUAAAAUGGAAGCAUGAAUUCUGUAUUUAAUUGUACAAACAGAGAUACAAAAAAGUUCACUGUAAUAUGUAAAAACAGAGAAAAUAAAAUGGUGUUUUCAUAAGUCAACUAUUU
Messenger RNA from Saccostrea cuccullata (small rock oyster), 508 nucleotides. RefSeq lists its product as uncharacterized. Lineage: Eukaryota; Metazoa; Mollusca; Bivalvia; Ostreida; Ostreidae. The record is from RefSeq and is a predicted model, not a curated record. The transcript is spliced from 3 exons. Bases 33 to 362 code for a protein of 109 amino acids.